Messenger RNA from Seminavis robusta, 495 nucleotides. The record is from the annotation of a GenBank genome assembly. Lineage: Eukaryota; Bacillariophyta; Bacillariophyceae; Naviculales; Naviculaceae.
AUGGUUUAUGCCGCUCUCGUUUGUCGUUCUUCUUUGCCGGCCAAGACGAUCAAGAAGGCGGAUGGCACCUAUCGUCCUUUGUGUAAUUUGCUGUCUCCGUUUUUGAAUCAAACCGGUACUGACCAGAUUGCUGAAGUGAACAACAAGGCGCGUGCCAAAUCCUUUCGUCGUGACGCUGAACAGACCCUCAAGCGCAAGGCCGAAGAUGAGCGCUACAGCUUGUACCGUCGCAAUCGUCAAAGCCCUCGCUUUCGCGACGACUCUGAUGCUGCUGCGGAGAACGCUGACGAGUGGCGUGAGCACGCUCGGGCCCAGGUGACCAGCAACAUCAAGGCGGCUGUGGCUACCAUCAAGACGGGAGGACCCAUCCUCAAUUUGGACGUGGUUGCCCCUGUCGCCUGGCCGGUUCCCGUGGUGGUUCCAGCCGCCCCAGCCGCCGCCGCUGCUCCCGCCGCUGGCGCAGAGGAUGAGUCCUCGGACGAGGGAGAGGAGUAA